AAGCGCCCGAUUCGAGCAGCUCUCGUCAUAACAGUUCAAACAAGAGAACGAAUCACAAGCAAGAGCAAUAAAGCGCCAAAACGCAAAUCUACGCAAGUGAAAAGCAAAUUUCAACGUGAAACAAGUUAAAACAGUGAAAUAAGUGAAUACAGUGAAAAAGUAUAUUAUUUCGAAUCAAAAAGUGUUAAAUAUCAGUACAAAAGCAAAAAUGUCUGCAAUCGGUAUUGAUUUGGGAACGACCUACUCCUGUGUAGGAGUGUUCCAGCACGGAAAGGUGGAAAUCAUCGCCAACGACCAAGGAAAUCGAACCACUCCCAGCUAUGUGGCAUUUUCGGACUCGGAGCGGCUGAUCGGUGAUGCCGCCAAGAACCAGGUGGCCCUCAAUCCGCAAAACACAGUCUUCGACGCCAAACGAUUGAUUGGACGCCGUUUCGACGACCCGAAAAUACAGGCCGAUAUCAAACACUGGCCCUUCAAGGUGUUCAACGAUGCUGGCAAACCGAAGAUCGAAGUCGAGUUCAAGGGAGAGAAGAAACGAUUCGCUCCGGAAGAAAUCAGCUCCAUGGUUCUGGUCAAGAUGAGAGAAACGGCCGAAGCCUAUCUGGGAAAUAGUUGCAAAAACGCAGUCAUCACAGUUCCAGCAUAUUUCAACGAUUCCCAGCGACAGGCCACAAAAGACGCCGGAGCCAUUGCGGGACUGAAUGUGAUGCGAAUCAUCAAUGAACCAACGGCAGCUGCAUUGGCCUACGGUCUGGACAACAAUCUCAAAGGUGAACGAAACGUCCUCAUCUUCGAUUUGGGUGGUGGCACAUUCGACGUCUCCAUUCUGACCAUCGACCAGGGAUCGCUAUUUGAGGUACGUGCCACAGCCGGCGAUACUCAUCUGGGAGGAGAAGAUUUCGACAAUCGCAUGGUGACCCACUUCGUUGAGGAGUUCAAGCGCAAAUACAAGAAAGAUAUCUCAUCGAAUGCACGAGCUCUGCGUCGACUGAGAACGGCAUGCGAACGAGCGAAGCGCACAUUGUCAUCCAGCACAGAAGCAACGCUGGAAAUCGAUGCCCUUGCCGAUGGAAUCGACUUCUACACGAAGAUCUCCCGGGCUCGAUUUGAGGAACUGUGCUCGGAUCUGUUCCGUUCCACGCUUCAACCAGUCGAAAAGGCUCUGGCCGACGCCAAAAUGGACAAGAGCUCAAUCCACGACAUCGUCCUAGUUGGUGGCUCGACUCGCAUUCCAAAAGUACAGAAUCUGCUGCAGAACUUCUUCUGUGGAAAAUCGCUGAAUCUAUCAAUCAAUCCAGAUGAAGCAGUGGCAUACGGUGCAGCAAUUCAAGCGGCCAUCCUCAGCGGAGACAAGGACGAGAAGAUUCAAGACGUUCUACUGGUUGAUGUGGCUCCACUCUCACUGGGCAUUGAGACAGCUGGAGGAGUCAUGACCAAACUGAUUGACCGCAAUACCAGAAUCCCGUGCAAGCAAACCAAAACCUUCACAACCUAUGCGGACAAUCAGCCGGGAGUAUCGAUCCAGGUGUUCGAAGGAGAACGUGUCAUGACCAGAGACAACAAUCGUCUGGGACAGUUCGAACUAUCGGGCAUUCUGCCGGCUCCUCGAGGCGUUCCCCAGAUUGAAGUCACAUUCGAUAUCGAUGCCAACGGUAUUCUCAAUGUAACUGCCAAGGAAAAGAGUACCGGUAAGGAAAAGAACAUCACGAUCAAGAACGACAAGGGCCGCCUGAGUCAGGCCGACAUCGAUCGAAUGGUAUCCGACGCAGAAAAGUACCGCGAAGAAGACGAAAGGCAACGGGAACGCGUUUCUGCCCGCAACCAGCUAGAAGGCUACUGUUUCCAGCUGAAGCAAUCACUCGAAUCGGCCGGAGACAAACUUAGCGAGUCGGACAAGAACACCGUGAAGGACAAAUGUGACGAAACGCUCCGAUGGCUGGACGGAAAUACGAUGGCCGAGAAGGAUGAGUUCGAACACAAGAUGCAGGAGCUGAGUCGAGUCUGUAGUCCGAUCAUGACUCGUUUGCAUCAAGGUGGAGCGGCCGGAUCAGGAGCCUCUAGCUGUGGUCAACAGGCGGGAGGAUACGGUGGCAGUUCGGGACCCACCGUUGAGGAAGUCGACUGAAGCGAAUGGAGAGGUUGAAAUGAGACUGAAUGUUAGUGAUAGUGAGUGAUGUUGAGAGGAAUGUAGAAUAUUAUUUUCUUGUACAAAGUUAGAAAGUUAUUUAAUGUGUACAGCUUGUUUUUACGAAAAUAAAUUAUAUCGGGUAAAACUAA
Molecule: messenger RNA, 2277 nt
Organism: Aedes aegypti (yellow fever mosquito)
Lineage: Eukaryota; Metazoa; Arthropoda; Insecta; Diptera; Culicidae
Product: heat shock protein 70 A1-like
Exons: 1
Coding region: 209-2125 (638 amino acids)
Biological process (GO): protein refolding; cellular response to unfolded protein
Cellular component (GO): cytoplasm
Molecular function (GO): ATP hydrolysis activity; misfolded protein binding; heat shock protein binding
Source: RefSeq, a predicted model, not a curated record